GUGCUCCUCCCUUCAUCUCAGACAUUUCUCACGCACAAUCCCUGGGGAACUGCAGUGAUGGACCUGAAGAAGUUUUGCCUGAGUGACAACUUCCAGUUUCUAAACCAGCACAAUCUUUUGGAUGCGUCCACCUCUGAUGACCCUCCGUCCCCGACCGAUGCGCCGCUCAAAGCCGCCCCGCUGAGCCCCUCGUUCGGCCUGGACAGCAGCGCGACCCCCUUCAGCCCCGGCAGCGCGUCGGACAGCAGCGGCUACAGCGUUUUCUCCGGGAACCCGUCUCUGAACCCGGACUCCCCCGUCAGCUCCAGCUCCAGCUCCAGCAGCAGCGCUGCGGCUCUCUUCCAGCCCGUCGGUCACACGGAGUCCCUGCUCGGCUGCGACUACAUCGCGUCCCUGAACCCCGGGCCCAAGCGCCUGUGCCUGACUCAGUGUGCUGCUGUUUUAAUCAUUCUGAGUGACAACUUCCAGUUUCUAAACCAGCACAAUCUUUUGGAUGCGUCCACCUCUGAUGACCCUCCGUCCCCGACCGAUGCGCCGCUCAAAGCCGCCCCGCUGAGCCCCUCGUUCGGCCUGGACAGCAGCGCGACCCCCUUCAGCCCCGGCAGCGCGUCGGACAGCAGCGGCUACAGCGUUUUCUCCGGGAACCCGUCUCUGAACCCGGACUCCCCCGUCAGCUCCAGCUCCAGCUCCAGCAGCAGCGCUGCGGCUCUCUUCCAGCCCGUCGGUCACACGGAGUCCCUGCUCGGCUGCGACUACAUCGCGUCCCUGAACCCCGGGCCCAAGCGCCUGUGCCUGGUGUGCGGAGACUUCGCGUCCGGCUAUCACUACGGCGUCGCGUCGUGUGAGGCGUGCAAGGCUUUCUUCAAAAGAACCAUUCAGGGAAACAUCGAGUACAGCUGUCCGGUGGUGAACGACUGUGAGAUCACUAAGAGACGGAGGAAAUCCUGCCAAGCAUGUCGUUUCCAGAAGUGCCUGCGUGCCGGCAUGAUGAGAGAGGGUGAGCUCCUCUGUGAUCUCUACACGGCUCUGAGACACCUGACCUCCAAAUACCAGCAGAUGGGCCUCAACCAGGAGGAGGUGCUCACUCUCAAAGCCAUGGCUCUGGCCAACUCAGGUAUAUCUAUAUAUAAACCUCUUACAUUACCUCUUAAAUGAUUAAAGUGUAAGC
This is a messenger RNA of Sinocyclocheilus anshuiensis, 1168 nucleotides long. Its product is annotated as nuclear receptor subfamily 4 group A member 1-like. Bases 58 to 1155 code for a protein of 365 amino acids. Gene Ontology annotation, molecular function: DNA-binding transcription factor activity; zinc ion binding; sequence-specific DNA binding. The transcript is spliced from 6 exons. Lineage: Eukaryota; Metazoa; Chordata; Actinopteri; Cypriniformes; Cyprinidae. The record is from RefSeq and is a predicted model, not a curated record. Gene Ontology annotation, biological process: regulation of DNA-templated transcription.